Molecule: messenger RNA, 663 nt
Organism: Thalassophryne amazonica
Lineage: Eukaryota; Metazoa; Chordata; Actinopteri; Batrachoidiformes; Batrachoididae
Gene: gadd45ga
Product: growth arrest and DNA-damage-inducible, gamma a
Biological process (GO): regulation of cell cycle
Cellular component (GO): nucleus; cytoplasm
Source: RefSeq, a predicted model, not a curated record
GCAGCAGCGGAAAACACCGCCCCUUGCCGAGAAACUACGCUGCCUGCCUUAUAAAACCACCCACAGCUUAUUCCGAGCUCAGAAUAACACGAGACAGCGCUUCGGAACACACUGACACAACCCGGUUCUAUUCGCUGCAACGUCACGAUCGCCUUUUGGAUUACAAUUAUGACUCUUGAAGAGGUCCAACAACAAGAGAGCCCGAUGGAAAACGCAGACAGGGUGCUCAGUGCAGGCGCUGCCCUGGAGGAGCUGCUGGUGGCUGCCAAGAAGCAAGAAUCCCUGACAGUCGGAGUUUACGAGUCCGCCAAAGUGAUGAAUGUUGACCCGGACAGCGUGGCAUUCUGCGUCUUGGCCACGGAUGAAGAGUACGAGUGGGACAUCGCGCUGCAGAUCCACUUCACCCUCAUCCAGGCCUUCUGCUUCGACAACGACAUCAACGUGGUGCGCGUCAACGACAUCGAACGUCUGGCUGACCUGGUGGGCGCCGACGAGACCGGCGAGCCCAAGGACGCGCACUGCAUUCUCGUCACGAGCCCCAGCGCCGACCCGUGGAAGCAUCCGGCUCUGGAGCAGCUGGCUCUGUUCUGUGACGAGAGCCGCAGCGUGUGUGACUGGGUUCCUGCCAUCACGCUGCCCGAGCGCUGACCUGACGACCUCCUG